CGGUUCCUCUCCCCCAGCUCCAAUCUAAUCUCUCCCCUCUUUCCUCUUAUCUCUAAUGGUCGCUUAGGGCUUGUAGGGCUCCAAUUUCGAUUUCGUAAGGUAUUCUGGACCUCGUCAGUCGCCGAUGGCCGUUGAUCUGAUGGGCUACGCGAAGGUGGACGACCAGAUCGCGAUCCAGGAGGCCGCCUCCGCGGGCCUCCGGAGCUUGGAGCACCUGGUCUUGCAGCUCACCCACCAGAAGUCGCCGUCUGAUUGCAGGGAUAUCGCCGAUCAGACGGUCACCAAGUUUAAGAAGGUCAUCUCCAUCCUCAACCGGACAGGCCACGCCCGUUUCCGCCGCGGGCCGCCGGCCGCCGCCUCUCCUGUCGCUGCGCAGAACCUCAACCUGGCCCCGGCGCCGCGGCUGGCGCGGCAGCCCCCGUCCCUCCCGCCGCCGCCUCCUGCGGCGCCCCAGGCCCUAACCCUGGACUUCACAAAGCCCGAUCCGGCCCUGCGCCGUGAGAUUUCUUCCGUCCAGUACUCCAAGGAGAGCUUCAGUAUCUCGGCCCCGCUCUCAUCGGCCAGCUCCUCCUUCCUCUCGUCGAUCACCGGCGACGGCAGCGUCUCCAACGGCAAGCAGGGCUCGUCCCUCCUCCCUCUGGCCGCCCCCGCCGCCUCCGCAGGCAAGCCGCCGCUGUCGUCCUCCAAGAAAAAAUGCCACGGCCAUGCUCACUCCGAGGUCGCCGCCGGCAAGUAUGCCGCUUCCGGCGGCCGCUGCCAUUGCUCGAAGAGAAGGAAAUCUCGGGUGAAGAGGACGAUACGAGUCCCGGCGAUAAGCUCGAGGAUGGCCGAUAUCCCGCCGGACGAGUACUCGUGGCGGAAGUACGGGCAGAAGCCGAUCAAGGGUUCUCCUUAUCCCAGAGGCUAUUACAAGUGCAGCAGCGUGAGGGGGUGUCCGGCGAGGAAGCACGUGGAGAGGGCGCCCGACGACCCGUCGAUGCUGAUCGUAACGUACGAGGGCGAGCAUCGGCACACCCAGAAUCCUGUAUCGCUGUCCAACGAUAAACUCCUGAUGGAGUCUUCUCCUUGAAAUGAAGGGAGUACCAAGUUGCGUGAUCAGGCCGUCCAUCUUGUGUUCCCGUCACCGUGAUGUGGCUCCUGUGUUUUUUUUUUGAUGUUGUAAAAAAUUUUGAGGAGAUGAAGUAAAGUUUUUAGGAAAUUCGACUAUUUGUUGACCAUGGAACAGUUGGGAAGGGGACCGUGUGAUUAAGGACUUUGUCCUUUUGUGUGCU
Molecule: messenger RNA, 1271 nt
Organism: Phoenix dactylifera (date palm)
Lineage: Eukaryota; Viridiplantae; Streptophyta; Magnoliopsida; Arecales; Arecaceae
Product: WRKY transcription factor WRKY51-like
Biological process (GO): regulation of DNA-templated transcription
Molecular function (GO): DNA-binding transcription factor activity; sequence-specific DNA binding
Source: RefSeq, a predicted model, not a curated record